AUGCGUGUUUUACGACCCAGCAUUGGCUCGUUGGACGAUCUAACCGAUAACCCCGAUCUGGAUAACCAUGAUUGGGUUGAGGAGCUUGGGGAUGUCAUCCAGGAUAUUCUGGACCGCAAGCGUAGUAGUAAUCUGAGCCGCGAAGAGGCCUACGCUGCGUUUUGCCGACUGGCUAAGUAUCACUAUGUCGAGGAACAAAUUCGCGGUCGCGUUCUCGACUUGGUAGCGGCAUUCAACCGCAGUAUCAAGUUCGAGACCAGUGUGCGCGAAACAACCCUGGCGCUUCGUGCCGUUGAGCUCCUCGCCAUUUCAGCCUACGACAAUACGAUCUACGAGCAUGUCGAGCCCUUGCUGACUCGCACCGUGCGGGAUUCAACCUCCAAUACGGUCAAGGCAGCGGCAAUUCACUGUCUGGGCGUUUGCACCAUUCAUGCAGGCGCUAGCGAAGAUGGGAUCCUCGACCAGAUGACGUUCUUCUUGGACAUCGCUGCCUCCGACGGGCAGUCGAUCGGUGCUGGGGACGACGCAGCCAGCGUCGUUGCUGCUUUGCAAGAAUGGGGCGUGCUCGCGACCUAUAUCGACGAUCUCGAAGGCGAAAGCGAGGACGCCGUCCAGAUCUUCAUGGACCAGCUGAACAGUGGUGAUUCGGCGGUCCAAAUUGCUGCCGGUGAGAACAUCGCGCUCUUGUACGAGAAGAGUUACACCCCACAGGAGGACGAUGAUGACGAGGAGGACGAGGAUGAAGAAUCGGAAGAGGAAACUUUCCUGUCCGGAGGUCGCGGCAACGGCCCCAAGUUGAUCAAGCGCUACAACGCCUACCACAACACGCACGAGCUUGAACAGCAACUCCAGUCGCUGGCCAAAGUCCACAGCAAACGGAUCAGCAAACGCGAUAAAAAGAGUCUGCACAGCAACUUCGCCUCCAUCCUAACGACGGUGGAGAAUCCUCGUCGGGGACCCAUGUACAACACCGCUAUUGACCAAGACACUAACCGCCACUACGGCAGCAAGCUGACGGUCAAGAUCGGCCGGCAGGGCGUGAUGAACAUCGACCGCUGGUGGAAAUGGACGCGGCUGAGCUCGCUUCGACGCACCCUGCAGGGCGGCUUCGCGGCACACUACUACCAAGGCAACCGCGCCGUGCUGGAAAGCCUUCCGGUGAUCAUGCGCAUGGACACGCCGUCGGACCGAGGGUAUGCCAAGCGCACGACCAAACAUCGGGAUAGUCGUAGAUGGGCGGUCCACGAGGCCUCGGACGAGGACUAG
Molecule: messenger RNA, 1266 nt
Organism: Aspergillus luchuensis
Lineage: Eukaryota; Fungi; Ascomycota; Eurotiomycetes; Eurotiales; Aspergillaceae
Product: IFRD domain-containing protein
Exons: 1
Coding region: 1-1266 (421 amino acids)
Source: RefSeq, a predicted model, not a curated record